AUGAAUAAGUAUGAGGUUAAAGGAGUAGUAGGAGAGGGAGCUUAUGGAAUAGUGUUAAAAUGUGAAAAUAAAGAGAAUAACCAGAUUGUGGCAAUAAAGAAGUUCAAAGAGACGGAGGAGAAUGAGAUAGUUAAAAAAAGUAUAUAGAGAGAGGUAAAGAUGUUAAGACUAUUGAAACAUCCAAAUAUUAUUGAUUUAUUCGAAGCUUUCAAGAGAAAAGGGAGAAUCUAUUUAGUAUUUGAGUAUGUAGAGAAGAAUUUACUUGAGGUUUUGCAAGCGUCGCCCAAUGGUUUAGAUUAAGGGUAUCUGAAGAAAAUAGCUUUUUAAUUGUUGAAGGCCAUAGAAUUUAUUCAUUAUCAUGAUAUUGUUCACAGAGAUAUCAAACCUGAAAAUAUUCUAAUCGAUAAUGAAAAUAACUUAAAACUUAUUGAUUUUGGAUUUGCGAGAAGCCUCAAUUUACCAGAUACUUUAACAGAUUACGUUGCUACAAGGUGGUAUAGAUCUCCUGAACUUCUAUUGAACUAUCAGACCUAUGGAAAAGGAGUAGAUUUAUGGGCUAUUGGUUGUUUACUUUGUGAACUAACAGAUGGAGAACCCAUGUUCCCAGGAGAAAAUGAAACUGAUCAAUUAUAUUUGAUCUAAAAGACUCUUGGGAAUUUAACACAUGAGCAAAUGGAAGUAUUUCAAAAGAAUCCAAGAUUUCUUGGAAUGAAAUUCCCUGAAAUUGGUAAACCUGAGACCAUAGAGAGAAGAUAUCUAGGCAAAUUACCUUAGAAGGCUAUUGGAUUGGUCAAAGGAUUACUGAGAAUGGAUCCUAAAGAGCGUUUCACUUGUUUGGAUGCUUUAAAACAUCCUUAUUUUGCUGAUUAUCCAGAGGCACAAGAAUAUAUUAAAUAAAUUGAGAGCAGAUAGAAUCAUGUCUAAAAUGACGGUAAUAUCAAAAGAGAUUCUGUUUUGAGUUAAUAGAAAUAGCAAACUCAAAUUGGACAUACCAAUCAAAUAAGAACCAAAAAUAUUAAACCAGUUCCUAAUUUUCUGAGUGGCCAUGUGUUGAUGUAGAGCACUGCCUAUAAUUAUAAAAUAUCUGAUUAACAUACAGCAGAGAGGGAAUUACCUAAUAUGAAAAAGACCACUUCAGUUGAUAAAUUGCCAUAGACAUAAUAUAAUGGAUUUAGUAUUGGAAAUGGCUUCUCAUUUGCACCUUCCAAAAAUUAAUAAUUAAAAGCAACUCAACCAUUAAAACAAUCUUAACCCUAAAUAAAAAUACAAAACUUAAACAUUAUUUAUAAUACCAAUACUUAUAAUUACUAAUCAUAACAGUAAUAAUAACAAUAACAAUUUCCUCAAUAACAACAGCGAAAAAUAAUAAAGAAAAAAAAUUGA
Messenger RNA from Paramecium tetraurelia, 1383 nucleotides. RefSeq lists its product as uncharacterized. Gene Ontology annotation, biological process: protein phosphorylation; intracellular signal transduction. Gene Ontology annotation, cellular component: cytoplasm; nucleus. Gene Ontology annotation, molecular function: MAP kinase activity; ATP binding. NCBI's taxonomy places the organism in Eukaryota, Ciliophora, Oligohymenophorea, Peniculida, Parameciidae. The record is from RefSeq and is a predicted model, not a curated record. The transcript has 7 exons.